AUGUCUAGUUUUACUGUACCAACAAAUUUAGUUGCUAGCGAGCUGACAACAGCCGAGUUGAAUGGAAAGCCUUCACAGGCCACCUUUCACGUUAAGGCUGGUCUAGCACAAAUGCUAAAGGGUGGAGUUAUUAUGGAUGUAGUAAACGUUGAACAAGCGAGAAUAGCCGAAGAAGCAGGCGCCGCGGCUGUUAUGGCCUUGGAACGUGUACCAGCAGAUAUCAGGCGAAAUGGUGGCGUUUCCCGCAUGUCUGAUCCAAAGAUAAUCAAGGAGAUCAAAGCAGCGGUUACAAUUCCCGUAAUGGCCAAGGCACGAAUUGGACAUUUUGUCGAAGCUCAGAUUCUCGAAGCUUUGGGAAUCGACUAUAUAGACGAAUCGGAAGUCUUGACACCAGCCGAUGAGCAACAUCAUAUCAACAAACACAAUUUCAAAAUACCCUUUGUUUGUGGAGCUCGUAAUCUCGGUGAAGCGCUUCGACGUGUAUCCGAGGGUGCCACUAUGAUACGUACAAAAGGCGAGGCUGGAACAGGGAAUAUAGUCGAGGCAGUGCGCCAUAUGCGCACGAUAACUUCACAAAUCAAACGUGCUUCGUCAAUGAAUGAGGAAGAGUUGUUUGCUUACGCGAAGGAAUUGGGUGCACCAUAUGAUUUGUUGAAGCAAACCGCCAAGUUAGGGCGUUUACCAGUUGUUAAUUUCUCGGCCGGUGGGAUUGCUACUCCUGCAGAUGCAGCGAUGAUGAUGCAGUUAGGAUGUGAUGGAGUGUUUGUUGGAAGUGGGAUCUUUAAAUCUGGUAAUCCGGCAAGAAGAGCAGAAGCCAUUGUGCAGGCGGUAACUCAUUAUAAUGAUCCAGAGGUACUAGCUAGAGUGUCGGAGGAUCUCGGGGAAGCAAUGGUUGGGAUAAAUAUUGAUUCAUUACCCGAGACAGAGCUUAUGGCUAAGAGAGGCUGGUGA
Molecule: messenger RNA, 951 nt
Organism: Paraglomus occultum
Lineage: Eukaryota; Fungi; Glomeromycota; Glomeromycetes; Paraglomerales; Paraglomeraceae
Source: the annotation of a GenBank genome assembly